GAUUGGAGACAGAUAUUCAAUACCGUGAAUUUAUCAUCUCUAUACUCUCUCAUCUGCUGGCAAUGUGGUGAAUGGUGGGAUUACCAGCAGAGUACAGGUAGUAUUUGGUGUCGUCUCUGGAGCUUUCUCAUGUGUCCUUUGUCAUCUCGCCUGUAAAGCACUGAAACCGAGACUUAAAAAGUACAUCAUUGUUCAGUGACCACAGACGUUGUAUAUGUACACAUUCUCACAUUCUAUGUAUCUUAAUUCGAUACAUACACCUGUUACGUGGAUUAGCUUUCUGCGCCUGCGCGAACAUUAUUGAAUUCUGUUUCAGCAACUUGUGUACAUGUGAUCCCUAGCAGUUUCUGACUCGUUACAUUACGGUGUGUGUCACUUUAACUUCUCUCCAUAGAACAGGCUGAAUAUUGAACCAAUUAGGAAAUACUGAAUUGCGAUUUUCAUUUCACACAAAGUUGAAAUAUCACUGAUUUUAUUUUGGAAAUAUACAUAAACAUGGCAGAAACCGCCGACGGAAAUUUCUUGCGACAAUUUCGGGAUUUGAAUACCAGAGAGUUUAAGCAGAUUACAGCUAACCAGUUCAUGGACGUUUGGCAUCAUUACGAUUCGAACGGUGAUGGCUAUAUAGAGGGAAAAGAGCUGGAUAGCUUCCUGAAGGAGCUAGUGACUAGUAUAAAUAAAGAAGAUGUCGGCAUCGAGGUUGUUUCAGAAACUGCUCUUAAAGAAGCAAAAGAAUUAAUUCUCAAUGCCUUCGACGAAAAUCGAGAUGGUAAAAUUGACAUUGCCGAGCUUGCACAAAUCCUGCCAACUGAGGAAAAUUUCCUGUUGUUAUUCCGUCGAGAUCAUCCACUCGACUCCAGUGUCGAGUUCAUGAAGGUAUGGCGAGAGUUCGAUACAGACCACAGCGGGUUUAUAGAAGCUGACGAACUGAAGAAUUUUCUGCGACACUUGCUGAAACAGAAGAAGCGUGAGGACACGAUCACUGAGGAACAGCUCACAAUAUACACCGGGACAGUGCUACAACUUUUUGACCGCAACAAAGACGGAAAACUUCAGCUUAGCGAGAUGGCAAAACUGUUGCCUGUGCGGGAAAACUUUCUCUGCAGACCUGUGUUUAAGCGAAACAUCCAUAAGACACUUGCGAUAAGUGCCAACAAAAUGACGGAUGACGACAUCAAACGAGUGUUUGGUCUGUAUGACAGGGAUGGAAAUGGUUCAAUAGAGAAUGAAGAGCUGAACGGCUUCCUUAAAGAUCUAAUGGAACUCGUAGAGGAGGGAAAGACAGCUGACGACAAGGAUUAUGACGAAGAGGAUCUUAACGAGUGUAAGAAGAUUCUUUUGGAUAAAUGUGACUUGAACCAUGACGGGAAAAUCAAUCUUGACGAACUGACCAUGGUCCUCAUGUCGUAUAACAGGUCUUCCAGUGAAACGGAGUGUGCCAAAAACUAACUUACAUUCCAAAGAGCAUUCACAGGUCAUGGUCACUAACAUGUCUUCUCUAUCAAAACCGUACUUGCAGACGAGAGCGUGUGAAAAUGGAACAAACCUUUGUCGUAUUAUGUUUGAUGACAGUGAGGAUAGGAAACAUGAGUUCCGUGUAAGAUAUGACAGUGUAGAAGCCUUUUUACGUAAGUGACUUAUUUUCUCCAGCGUCCUUCGUGAUGCCAUUAUAAAGUACAAGAAAAAAAAUACAGUUAGUGACCUUGACUAGUGCAUUAUAUAAUGAAAUAUAUAUCUGCUAUAUAUACUUACAUUGUAUAUCUUUAAGGUCAAAUUACACGUUAGGAAUUGUUUUAAAUGUAAGAUGCUUGUAUUUAUUUUAUCAUUAGCUUCGUUUAAUGCAUUAAAUAUAUCCUAAAUUUCAUUUACUAAUAUUACAGUUUUCCGAUAUUUGGGUGCUUUGUUUAUUAUAUUAUUCAAGCUUCGUUUUCAACUUUAUAGAAUUGUGGAUAUAUAUGAGGCAGAUGUUAUUAUUAUUGUUUCGAAGUAACACCAGAUGUUAUCAUAAUUGUUUUGACCUAGCAUCUAUCUUUUUUGCUCUUGAUAUAAUUACUGAUGUACAUAUUAGCUAACGGAAACAGAUUUUUUCUCAUUACAUUUUUUCUACAACUUUUUUUUAUUUGUAUAUUAAGUAUCCAAUCGAUUGUUUGUUUUGGGGUUUUUUUCAAUCCAGCUAUCAACUGACCAAUUAAAAAUCUGGAUAGCUCAAAUAUGUGUUUUCAAUGUUCGUUGAAAUUUUAGGUUUAGAUAUGUUUGCUUUUAGAGGGAGGAAAUGGCGUAUUGGUAGGGAAAAUAUUGAAUCGGAAAGGGUUUGUGAGCUUUAAUCAAAUGUUGAUCAAUUUCAUCGACAAAUACCUAUCUAUAACUUGUAUUACAAAUAAUUUACCAAAAUAUUUUAAACAUCCAUCGCAUUACGAGGUAUCCACCAUACUUAUUUCAAAGUAUUUUCAAAAACCAAAAUAAGGAUAAACACAUUAAAUUAGACAUUAGUUUUCAAUAGAUUAGCUAGAUGGUAUACACGAUAAGUUAAAACAAAUGUGUAUCCUAGUGUAAGCAUUUGUCCAAUAUCAAUUAGCAUGGUAUAACUUAACAUGUCCGACGGGGACGAUGAAAUUGACACUGCUAGAAGGCAAAUGAUAAUCCGUUUUCUAUGUAAGCAUAUUUUCCUUCUCUGUUUUUUUUUAUCUCAUCUUUUUUUUUAUACAUAUAUAUAUUGUCGUUUGGAAUUCCCAAAUAAUCUAAAUUUGAAAAUAAUUUAAGAUUAAUUGGCACGGUGUACUUAAAAAUGAAAUACCUUAACCAUUUAUUUUGUGGAUAGGGCGCAUCUGAAAUAGCAUUUCAACGAAUAGCUAUGAAAGUAAUAAACUUCACUGAAUGCUGAUUCAGUCGAUCAGAACAUGGUUUAUCAUUCUAAAUUGAUAUCUCCUGUAAGUUAUUGUUUUUAAUGUAAUGUUAUUGUCUUACGUACUACUACUACAAAGCAGGCAUCACAUCGACAUGAUGGUUUUUUUCCUACCUUUCUAUUUUGUCUGUACAUUUUUACAUUAACAAACACACCUUAUAUACGUAUUUGCUCAAAACUUUACCUACCUUUCUUUACUAGAGCCUUUCAUUGAAUCAUAGAUAUAUCUCCCAUCCCAGGGCAUGUUAAUUAAGUGCUGAUUUUGGUAUUGUUACGUGUCAUAUUUUUUCACUUUUGUUUCCAUUAAAUCAAUAAAUAAUCAAAUUAAGAAGGUAAACUCUUCCAUAGCCGUCUCGUGCGAUGCAUUAUCUCAUAAUUACCAUUACAGGAAUAAAUAGCUGUUCUAGUUAUAUUAGUCUACCAAUUAGGUUGUGUGCAAAUCAAAAUUGAUACAGAAGACCAAAGUUGACACCAGAAUAUUUGAACACAUAGACAAUUGAAUUACAAAGGCAUAAUGAUGUUAUCUUUUACCCGAUAAUAUAUGCAUGUGUAUCCAGUUUUCUUAGCGAGUGAUAUUAUUAUAGUUAACCAUGCGUUCGUCUCAGAGUGUGGUAUUACUGUAGUUAACUACAUCUCAGAGUAAGGUAUUACUAUAUUUAACUACAUCUCAGAGUGUGGUAUUACUAUAGUUAACUACUUCUCAGAGAGUAGUAUUAUUAUAGUUAACUACAUCUCAGAGUGUGGUAUUACUAUAGUUAACCAUAUCUUAGAUUGUGGUAUUACUAUAGUUAACCACAUCUCAGAGUGUGGUAUUACUAUAGUUAACUACAUCUCAGAGAGUGGUAUUGCUUUUGGUAACUACAUCUCAGAGUGUGGUAUUACUAUAGUUAACUACUUCUCAGCGUAGCGUCAUCUUAGCGUGUGGUAUUACUAUAGUUAACUACUUCUUAGCGUGUGGUAUUACUAUAGUUAACUACUUCUCAGAGUGUGGUAUUGAUAUAGUUAACUACAUCUCAGAGUGUAGUAUUAUUAUAGUUAACUACAUCUCAGAGUGUGGUAUUGCUAUAGUUAACUACAUCUCAGAGUGUGGUAUUGCUAUAGUUAACUACAUCUCAGGGUGUAGUAUUACUAUAGUUAACCACAUCUCAGAGUGUGGUAUUACUAUAGUUAACUACAUCUCAGAGUGUGGUAUUACUAUAGUUAACUACUUCACAGAGAGUAGUAUUAUUAUAGUUAACUACAUCUCAGAGUGUGGUAUUACUAUAGUUAACCAUAUCUUAGAGUGUGGUAUUACUAUAGUUAACCACAUCUCAGAGUGUGGUAUUACUAUAGUUAACCACAUCUCAGAGAGUGGUAUUGCUAUAGUUAACUACAUCUCAGAGUGUGGUAUUACUAUAGUUAACUACUUCUCAGAGUGUGGUAUUACUAUAGUUAACUACAUCUUAGCGUGUGGUAUUACUAUAGUUAACUACUUCUUAGCGUGUGGUAUUACUAUAGUUAACUACUUCUCAGAUUGUGGUAUUGAUAUAGUUAACUACAUCUCAGAGUGUGGUAUUACUAUAGUUAACCACAUCUCAGAGUGUGGUAUUGAUAUAGUUAACUACAUCUCAGAGUGUAGUAUUACAAUAGUUAACCACAUCUUUUUUUAAAAGUUCCAUUCCAAUAGUAUUGACAAAAAUAUUUUGAAUCACUUCGAUUAUAACCCUAACUAACGGUCAUGUGAAACUAAGAUAAUUACUGCAAAACAUGUAUUGUAUAUAUAUAUAAUUCUAUAUGCUUUUAUUGUGCUUUUUAUAAAAUAAAUUUGGAAAGAGCACAUCA
Messenger RNA from Pecten maximus, 4723 nucleotides. RefSeq names its product calbindin-32-like. Gene Ontology annotation, cellular component: cytosol; terminal bouton; synapse. The coding region runs from base 496 to 1449 and encodes 317 amino acids. Gene Ontology annotation, biological process: regulation of presynaptic cytosolic calcium ion concentration; regulation of long-term synaptic potentiation. Gene Ontology annotation, molecular function: calcium ion binding. Lineage: Eukaryota; Metazoa; Mollusca; Bivalvia; Pectinida; Pectinidae. The record is from RefSeq and is a predicted model, not a curated record. The transcript is spliced from 14 exons.